AAUAGCUGCGGGUGAGGAGUGUGGCCCCUGCCCUGGGCGGCCUCUGCCUUCCGGAAGCAGAAAGAAGGACAAAGGGAGUGGGAGGGUGCAGCCUGGCGGGGCAGCCGGAGAUUGGGAUCUGCCCCACCCUCAGGUACUCACUGCCCCGGGAACCUGUUCGUGCCGGCCUCGCACCACCAAGCCUCUGUCUUGCGGGCUGAAGCUAUAUAAAGCCGCCCUGAGGUCCGCUCCACCACUGUCUGCCUGUGACCAUGAAGGCUGUCCUCCUCGCCCUGCUGCUCACUGGCUUGGCCCUGCAGCCAGGCACCGCCCUGCAGUGCUACUCCUGCACAGCCCCGGUGAAGAUCCAGGACUGCCAGAACGUGCAGAACUGCACCAGCUCCGAGACCCAGUGCCGGACUGAGUACAUCCGUGCUGUUGGCUUCCUGACCGUCAUCAGCAAGGGGUGCAGCUCGGCCUGUGUGGAUGACUCACAGAACUACUAUGCAGGCGAGAAGAAUGUCACGUGCUGCUCCACUGACCUCUGCAACGCCAGCGGGGCCCACGCCCUGCGGCCAGCUGCCAUUAGCCUGGUGCUGCUCACUGCUCUUGGCAGCUUGCUGCUCUGGGGCCCUAGCCAGCUGUAGGAUCCAGGAGGACCCCACCGUGUCCCAUGCUGAGCAGUGGUGCUCAGGGUCCCAGGGGCACUCCUCACACACACCCGCCCAGUCGAGGCCCCUCCUGGACCCUAACUCAGUUCAGACCAUGCCCCUCUGCCCUUUCCAGCCAUCCCUGGCUCCCUCCAGGCCUGCCCAGCACGCUGGGUUCUAGUGAUGCGGAACAGCCUGCGGAUGGCCUGUUCCUCACCUGGGCCUCAGGCUGCUCCUGUUUCCACUGCCUAUCUGACCUAUCCCAUAACCCUUGCUUAGGCCCCUCUUCCUCCAGGAAGCCUUCCCUGCCUGCCCCUUCCAUGAGCUGAGCCAGGUCCCACCCACAGUAUCCCCUGCACCCAGCAUGAAGCAGGCACUCAGGAGGGUCUGCAAAGGCUGAGAUGAAACAUACGGGGUAGAGUUGGGGGCAAGGCGUGUAAGAUCCCAGGAGUCCCAAGAGAUGAGGUCUGGGGGGGUACAGUUCCCCAUGUUCAUGGGGUCCAGAGGCAACACCCCAGCGCACAGAUGGCCCUUAAUAAAGGCCCACUGGCUUAGCUGCAGACAGCUUCUGUCCUUUGCACUCCCAGGCUGAGGUCAGAGUUGGGGUCCAAGUCUGCGUCGAGUCACCACCUAGCCCACGCCUGUGGCUGUGGCUGUGCCCUUGGCCACGUGGAGUGGAGCUCCAGCGUGGACAGGAGCAAACGGCUGACACCUGGAAGAGCACACAUUGCUGCAGAAGCCAGGGCAGUGUCCCUGGGGACUCCUGGCUCCUGCUGUGUGUCCUCAAAUAGGUUGUUCAACUUCUCUGAGCCUCAGAUGCUCAUCUGCAACCCCUCUCUGCUGUGAGGAUUGACCCAGAGACUUCACGAGAUGGAGAAGUUUCUGGGGGGGGAGGGGGCUGCUACCGUGUGAGGCCCCCACAGUGUCCCCACCCUGUCCUCUCUCUUUACCCUUAGGAGAAUCCCUCUGUUUGUUUCUUAAAUUUUUAAUUUUGUUUGUUGUACAUGCUCCACACCCACAGUAAAAAAUUCAAACUACUCAAAAGAGCCCCCAGUGACAGGCCAGCCUACCCAGAUGCCUGACUGCAGGCCCCUCCCCCUCCCUAGGGUGCCCCCAUCACACCUCCUGGGCUCCUUCCAGGCCAAUUGUGU
This is a messenger RNA of Equus quagga, 1780 nucleotides long. RefSeq names its product prostate stem cell antigen (gene PSCA). NCBI's taxonomy places the organism in Eukaryota, Metazoa, Chordata, Mammalia, Perissodactyla, Equidae. Bases 252 to 626 code for a protein of 124 amino acids. The record is from RefSeq and is a predicted model, not a curated record. The transcript is spliced from 3 exons.